This is a messenger RNA of Parathielavia appendiculata, 1095 nucleotides long. RefSeq lists its product as uncharacterized. The record is from RefSeq and is a predicted model, not a curated record. Lineage: Eukaryota; Fungi; Ascomycota; Sordariomycetes; Sordariales; Chaetomiaceae. The coding region runs from base 1 to 1095 and encodes 364 amino acids. The transcript has 2 exons.
AUGACGCCCGGUCACUUGGCCGAACAGUCCGACGCAAACGAUAAGGAGCGAUACAGGCGGUGUCCCAUAUACUCCGAGAACCCAUCCGUCGUGGAACGAGACCGAAAGCUGAUUAGGGGUUUGCUCGGACACAAAACAACUACAGCUUCAGGCUGGAAGCCCAAGGCCAUUCCCCUCGAGGAUCUGACUGAUGCCUUCUUCUACAAGUCGGCAACAGCGGACACAAUAUCCCUGGUUAUCCCCGUCAGUGGAAUUCACAUCUCCAGGUCGACCAGAACCGCCGCCUUUCUCUAUCGCCGAAGCCCCUUCCCCGUCGUCUCCUCGCUAAGCGGCCGCAGUGGGCCUCAUGAAGAGGAGUUCCUUGAACCCGGCGAUAGCUUUGAAAGAUUGAAUCCCCGGUUCUGGAUGCCCCAGACCAUCCGAUUCGCAAGCGAAUUCGGCUUCGCGUUUGAGAGCCACGACAACGAUGCGCCCGCUACACCGGGGAGCUACUACGCCGGUCAUGACGAGGCCAUGUUCAUAUGCUUCUUGGUCCAAUGGAAUUAUCUUUUCCGGGACUGUAACCGGUAUGUUGUGCAUAUCGUCAAGAAGACAGUGUGGGCUCGAGUCCUGACCGGCGCCACAAAAGCCGCGAAGCCUGCCAACUGGAAGCACCCUGGCAAUGCGGUCAAGCGACUCAUUCCGCAUGCAGCCAAUGUUGGCAAGGACAGCCCGGGGUUCAACCUAAGCUACUACAGAAAGACAUUCUUCAUCCUGGACAAGCAGACACAGUUCGAUCUCUACAUGGCGGGCCUAGCUCCUAAGAUGACCAAGCGAGAAGUUGACAAACUGCGAUCCUCCGGUUUUGGAAUCAGUCGGCAGUACAAGCGGGAGACCGUCAUGUACGACGUCCAUAUCUCACCAAGCGGAUACGAAGCUCCCCUAAAGGACAUCGUGGCCGAGGCCAAGGCUGCAAAGCUCAGAGCGGCUGCAGCAGCAAAGAAGCAAGCUGCCAACCCAGACGCCCUGCCCGCUCAUCCCACCCCAGCAAAGUACACCAAACUCCAAGCCCAAACAAAGCCAACCAAACCACAACAGCAGGAAGCACAAGCCUAA